AAUGACCAAUCCUGUUGCCAGAGCCUGAGCUGGCCACCGGAGGACAAGGCCAACCUGGGGCCGGGGUUUGUUAAGACCUUGGCCAAUCCUGGAGUUAGUCGGGGCUCAGGGGCGGAGUUUCCAGUUGCCGGAACCAGUGAGGGCGUUCGGGUUUGAGUACUAGACCCAGCCCUGGAGGGCGGAGCCUAGCGGUGAACCCGGCCAAUCACGCCGAACGGGUCUUGAACGGACCCUCGGAGGUGUGGCCCUCCAGGGGCGUGUCCAGGGCCGGUUCCGGGCCGCCCGAGGGCGUGGCCAGGCCUGGUCCUCUGCAGGGGCCAUGUCAGCGCCACCGCCCCUGCAGAUCCGCGAGGCUAACGCACACCUGGCUGCCGUUCACCGGCGCGCGGCGGAACUGGAGGCGCGGCUGGAGGCCGCCGAGUGCACGGUGCGCGCCCAGGCCGAGCGCCUGGCCCGCCACGACCAGCAACUGAGCGCCGCUUUAGACGAGCUGGGACGCGCCAAAGACCGUGAGAUUGCCGCCCUCCGGGAGCAGCUGCUGACCUCGGAGGCUGCUGUCCAGAGUCUGCAGGCUGCUGUGCGCCAGAGGGACAAGCUCAUCGGGCAGUUGCAGCCCCGGGCUGAGCUGCUGCAGGAUCUCUGCCGCCGCCGGCCGGCCCUGGCUGGGCUGCUGGCUACCCUGGCUGAGGCCGAGCGCCUGGGGCCCCUGCCAGCCAGUGACUCACUCCCUGGUGGGCCCAGCUCACCCCUUGCCAACAGUACUGGGGAGGAAGAGGACAGGGACCAGCUCGAGCCCGCAGUGUUUGGGACCACUGUGUGAGUCCCAGAGAGCAGGUUCCGGAAUGGAGAAAGAGGACUCCAGUGGGACUUCUUCUACUGCCCGGGUAUCCUUAGGGUUAAGAUAUCCCAGAGAGGACCCCUUGGAAGAGCCAUAAUCCUCAGUGUCAGAACCUGUUAAAAAGGCAUAGGUUUCAUAUCGGUGGCCUGCAGGCCAAAUGCAGAUGAACUCAGCCAGUUUUUCUUUUUUUUUAAAAAAAAAGCAAAACUUUGAAUCAAUCACCCUUGUUGGAGAACUGGCCGCACUUACACACGAAUCUGGAUUUCUGGCUUCGGGCUGGGCUGUACCUGCCUGGAUCUGAGUCUAGGACAUCCUCUUUAGCGAGGGCAAGUUUCCAUUCGCCCCCUCAUCUCUCAAGGCCGGAUGUCUGGCCCCUGAAACAUCUGAGUUAGAGACCUCUCUUUUUCUGGUGGAGGCAGAUGGCAUCGAGUGCCGUGUGAUUUGGGUCUCUCCCUCUUUUCUCCCCUGCCCUGGUUUUUGUUCCUCCGGAAGCACUCUUCAUCCUAAAGCCUUAUUCUUCAUCUCAGUCCAGUGAACCUCAAGCCUCAGGCCAUUUCGCAUUGGUUAUACGAAGAUAUUUUUUCCCCUAAUUCUAUCCUCCUCUCAACCCAGGAAGGAGUAUGCAGGUGGGAUGUGCCGACAUGCUGGCAACCAGGCAAACUCAGGCAUCCCGUAACCUUCUCUUGAUAGCAUCCUGCCUCGGGGCCUUUACACUGACUGUUUCCUCUGCCUAGAAUGCUCUUCCCCCCAGAUGCCACAUGACUGGCUCCUGUUCACUCAGGUCUUUGCUCAAACGUCACCUCCUCUGAGAGGGCUUCCAUGACUGCCUUAUCAGGAGUCAUUCUUCCCCAUUCCACCCUGCCCCCAUUGCCCCAUUUUACUCCCUUUAUGUAACUUUUUACCAUUGGAGUGGAAGCUCCAUGAGGGCAGGUUUUUGUUUUCUGUCAGCAGUGCCUGGCACACCCUAGGGCCUAGCACAUCUGAUGAGGCCCCCGGCAACUUUACUUUCAAAGCACCAGCUGGUUCCUUUCUCUAAUCCUCAGAGAAUCUAUUUUUUCACUCCUUAUUUGUAUGCUGCCCUUGUUGGCCCGAGAUGUUUGAGGCACUUUGCUUUUUUAUCAGAACAGGGAGCCCUGUGCCUUUCUCUGCUCAGCCCAAGUGCCUGGCCUGGGACUAUGGCAGCCGUUUCCUGCCUCCUGACUCAGGGAAUCCCCACCCCAGGAACCACUGCGGGGCACAGCCCCUUUCAGCCCGGAAAACUCAGCAUCUGUCCUCCGCCCUGCCUCCUGUGCCUCCUGGCGUCGCACAGCGACCCCUCAGUGUGGUAACAAUGGCCCAGUUUUCUCCUCUGGACGAAUAAGGGGGGUGCUGUUUGAACAAGGGGAAGGCAGGCUAGGGCCUGUCUAUGCUCAAGAAUAAACCGAAUGAUUUCAUGGCA
Molecule: messenger RNA, 2276 nt
Organism: Cervus elaphus (red deer)
Lineage: Eukaryota; Metazoa; Chordata; Mammalia; Artiodactyla; Cervidae
Gene: VMAC
Product: vimentin type intermediate filament associated coiled-coil protein
Exons: 2
Coding region: 320-820 (166 amino acids)
Source: RefSeq, a predicted model, not a curated record